UCUUUCAAACCCUAGCCCCAGUCCCAACUCAAACACCGACCCACACUCUCUGUCUUCCAGUUCUCUUUCAAAAUCUUUUCUCCUUGCUUAAACCCUAAUCUCUAUUAAUUUCUGAAAUAUGUCGGACGAUGAAAGAGGGGAAGAGAAGGAGUUGGAUCUUUCCUCUUCUGAAGUUGUAACGAAAUACAAAUCGGCCGCUGAGAUUGUCAACAAGGCCUUGCAGUUGGUAUUGUCAGAAUGCAAGCCCAACGCCAAGAUUGUUGACAUUUGCGAGAAAGGAGACUCAUAUAUCAGAGAGCAAACUGGGAAUAUGUACAAGAAUGUAAAAAAGAAGAUUGAAAGGGGUGUUGCAUUUCCAACAUGUUUGUCUGUGAACAACACAGUCUGCCAUUACUCCCCUCUUGCCAGCGAUGAGACGGUCUUGAAAGAAGGUGACAUUUUGAAAAUUGAUAUGGGCUGUCAUAUAGAUGGUUUCAUAGCUGUGGUGGGGCACACUCAUGUCCUUCAGCAAGGCCCAGUGACAGGAAGAGCAGCUGAUGUUAUUGCCGCUGCAAAUACUGCUGCUGAGGUUGCCUUAAGGCUCGUGAGACCUGGAAAGAAGAAUCAAGACGUGACUGAAGCCAUUCAAAAGGUUGCAGCUGCAUAUGACUGCAAAAUUGUCGAAGGUGUUCUUAGUCAUCAACUGAAGCAAUUUGUGAUUGAUGGAAACAAAGUUGUUUUAAGUGUCACAAAUCCUGAUACCAGAGUUGAUGAUGCCGAGUUUGAGGAGAAUGAAGUUUAUGCAAUUGAUAUAGUUGCAAGCACUGGAGAUGGCAAGCCAAAGUUGUUGGAUGAGAAACAGACGACAAUUUACAAAAGAGCUGUUGACAAGAAUUAUCACUUGAAAAUGAAAGCAUCCCGUUUCAUAUUUAGCGAGAUCAACCAAAAAUAUCCAAUCAUGCCGUUCUCAGCUAGGGCUCUGGAAGAGAAGCGUGCUCGGCUAGGAUUGGUUGAGUGUGUUAAUCACGAGCUUUUGCAGCCAUACCCUGUUCUUCAUGAAAAGCCUGGUGAUUUUGUUGCACAUAUCAAAUUCACGGUUCUUCUAAUGCCAAAUGGAUCAGACCGCAUUACGUCACAUUUUCUGCAGGAGUUGCAGCCAACUAAAACUGUUGAUGACCCUGAAAUUAAAGCUUGGUUAGCUCUAGCUGUGAAGAGCAAGAAGAAGGGUGGUGGCAAGAAAAAGAAAGGCAAGAAAGGCGAAAAAGGUGAAGGCGAUGAAGCAGUGGCGAUGGACGAAACAACAACAAACGGUGGCGUUCAAGGGUGAGAUCCGAACAUUUCUUGUGUAAUUUUGACGAAUUCGAAUCAAAAUUUUGGUUCCUCCCUUGUUGCAUGAGAGUUUUGUAGGGGUUUUUUUUCCUCGAAGGAUGUUUGUUUCUACAGAAGAGAGCAUGUACACACAGCUUCAUUUGUGUUCUUUUUCUUGGGAAAAACAAACCUAAAAUAUUUCUUAAAAAACUUUUUAAGUCUUAAAUUGAUGCAUUGCAAUAACAUGGUUUCAUGGUGUGUUGGGGGAUCCA
Messenger RNA from Cynara cardunculus var. scolymus (artichoke), 1559 nucleotides. RefSeq names its product ERBB-3 BINDING PROTEIN 1. The transcript is spliced from 10 exons. Lineage: Eukaryota; Viridiplantae; Streptophyta; Magnoliopsida; Asterales; Asteraceae. The coding region runs from base 119 to 1306 and encodes 395 amino acids. The record is from RefSeq and is a predicted model, not a curated record.